Messenger RNA from Manis pentadactyla (Chinese pangolin), 451 nucleotides. Its product is annotated as thioredoxin-like. The transcript has a single exon. Lineage: Eukaryota; Metazoa; Chordata; Mammalia; Pholidota; Manidae. Gene Ontology annotation, molecular function: protein-disulfide reductase activity. The record is from RefSeq and is a predicted model, not a curated record. The coding region runs from base 66 to 383 and encodes 105 amino acids.
UGUUCUGCGUUUUGCAUCCUCUCUUGGCAUGUCGUACUGUCGCCUGUCAGACCCCAGCAGCCAGAAUGGUGAAGCAGAUCGACAGCAAGUUUGCUUUUCAGAAAGCCUUAAACUGUGCAGGAGAUAAACUUGCAGUAGUAGACUUCUCAGUCACGUGGUGUGGGCCUUGCAAAAUGAUCAAGCCUUUCUUCCAUUCCCUCUCUGAAAAGUAUUCCAACGUGGUGUUCCUUGAAGCAGAUGUGGAUGACUGUCAGGAUGUUGCUUCAGAGUGUGAAGUCAAAUGCAUGCGAACCUUCCAAUUUUUUAAAAAGGGACAAAAGUUCGGUGAAUUUUCUGGAGCUAAUAAGGAAAAACUUGAAGCUACCAUUAAUGAAUUAAUCUAAUCAUAUUUUCUGAAAACUAGCCACCGGCUGUUUAAAACUGGUAAUUUUUUUAUUUACGGGAAUAUCAA